CUUCCGUCCACACAUUAAUUAUUAUCCUCAUUGCGCUAUGUUUAGCGGUGUUCCUCGCCGCCGUAGACGCUACGCUUAUUACUGCUGCCCUACCUACAAUAGCUCGAGAACUCGGUGCCUCCGACGCGGGUUUCGCGUGGAUCGGAUCUUCAUACCUGCUCGCCUUAGCAGCUGCGGCCCCGUUUUGGAGUAAAGUGAGCGAUAUCUUCGGCCGGAAGCCGAUCCUGCUUCUCGCCAAUGUUAUUUUCCUCGUUGGCAGCCUUAUAGCAGCGCUUUCAAAUGGCUUAGGUAUGCUUAUUGCUGGGCGGGCUAUCCAGGGGACUGCAGCGGGUGGUUUGAUUACGCUGGUCGAGAUAUCUGUGGGAGACAUGUUUAGCCAGAGGGAGCGAGGCCUCUUCUACGGGAUAUACGGAGCCGUCUGGGCGGUCGCAACGGCUAUUGGGCCCCUCAUUGGCGGCGCAUUCACUGAGAGAGUUACUUGGAGGUGGUGUUUCUGGUUCAACCUUCCGUUCGACGGGCUUUCCCUUAUCAUCACCACAAUUUUCCUCCAUAUUCAAAAUCCCAGGACCCCCUUAAUACAAGGCUUUCUAGCUAUUGAUUGGAUUGGGUCUUUUCUUGUUGUCGGCGGGACUCUCAUGUUCCUCCUCGGUUUGGACUUUGGUGGGGUUAUGUUUCCCUGGGGUUCUGCAACCACGGUGUGUCUUCUGGUCUUCGGAAUCGUGGCAUAUGGACUCUUUGGCGUCUAUGAACACUAUGCGCGUUAUCCUACUAUACCUCGUCGAAUAUUCGGAAGCGUAUCGCUGGUAUCGACUUUCGCCGUUAUAUUCAUACAUGGCGCUGGUUUUGUGGGGCCCAUCUACUUUCUUCCGCUAUACUUCCAGGAUGUCUUGGGCACUACCCCUAUUCUCUCCGGUGUUUGGUUGCUGCCCUUGGCUGUCUCAUUUACGGUGUCUGGUGUGAUCAUGGGGAUUUUCAUCAAGCGUACCGGCCAUUACCUUUGGAUCAUUCGUGGAAGCAUGGCAAUUCUCACACUCUCCCUUGGCCUCUUCAUCACAUAUGGGCCGCAAAUUGACUGGCCGCGUAUAAUUAUCUUUCAGAUCAUCCUCGCGGCGGGCGGUGGUGCCAACAUGCAAACACUCUUGAUCUGCGUGCAGGCUUUGGUUGCACCUGAAGAUAUUGCUGCUGCCACGGGUGCUCUGAAUUUCAUCCGCAAUCUCGCAUAUGCCGUCAGCAUCGUCCUAGGCCAGGUGAUCAUCCAGGGUAUUCUGGCUACUCAUAAGAACGAACUAUUGGCCUCAGGCAUUCCGAGCGAGACUGUAUCGCGACUUAUCAACGGCGCGGCUAUUUCCGGAGCAGCUGAUGUGAAGUUGUUUACUCCGACUCAGAAAGAUGCAUAUGAUCGGACUUUCUCCGACUCUUUAUCCAAGAUGUAUAUUUUCUAUACUGCUCUAUGCGGCGCUGGGUUUCUCAUUACAUUUGGGAUCCGCAAUAAGGAGCUUAUGACUUCUCAUGAGCAGACUCAGACGGGUCUUGAGGCGGAAGAAGCAAAGCGACAGAAGAACUUACGCGCUAAAGCUGACGCUGGAGGGGUUGGGUUGAAUGGUCGAAGGGCUGAAGAAGCAUGAAUCGAAAAGGAGACCGAUUGUAAUAUGACACGGAAUGGCGAUAGACUUGAAAGAGACUGGAUUGAAGGUUAUAAAAAAGUAAUCGAAUACCUACGUACAUUGUAGUAAUAGAAAUUCGACAUUAUCUCGGGAGGGUGUAAUAUUUGUAUCUGUUGAAUCGUAGGGUCUCUGGACUUUUUAGGUAGGAUGAGGGGUGUAUUGGAACUACAACUAUCUGAAACUGGUUGAAGAAUUUAGGUGAAGACGUUGAAAUAUUAAGUGAGUAGAUAGAACAGAGCAAUUUCAUAUAGGUAGGUAGGUAAGUAGCUGGAUGGACGCGUUUCGUAUAAUUCUUUAAGCUUGUAUAUAUGACCAAGUGUUAAUUUGAAGAAAUAAAGUGAUAACGUCGUCGUUACGAAAGGAUGCGGUUCAGUUCGUUGUACCUGAAGAAAGCGUCGAGCACCUAAUUUUGUACGGAUUUAGGGGUUAAGAGUGCUGAUGACUAACUGUAUUUCCACCCUUGUUAGAAGGUCCCAAUGGCCCUCACGCCUGGAACUAUUUUUCAUCA
Molecule: messenger RNA, 2172 nt
Organism: Hypoxylon trugodes
Lineage: Eukaryota; Fungi; Ascomycota; Sordariomycetes; Xylariales; Hypoxylaceae
Product: major facilitator superfamily domain-containing protein
Exons: 2
Coding region: 291-1625 (444 amino acids)
Biological process (GO): transmembrane transport
Molecular function (GO): transmembrane transporter activity
Source: RefSeq, a predicted model, not a curated record